Molecule: messenger RNA, 1253 nt
Organism: Helicoverpa armigera (cotton bollworm)
Lineage: Eukaryota; Metazoa; Arthropoda; Insecta; Lepidoptera; Noctuidae
Product: ommochrome-binding protein
Exons: 1
Coding region: 254-1111 (285 amino acids)
Molecular function (GO): protein binding
Source: RefSeq, a predicted model, not a curated record
AAAAAUACGACUUAACAAUUUAAAAAAAAAACUAGUGCUACCAAAAAUAGUCGAAUAGUAUAAUACAGUUUAUGGAGUGCAAAGACAUUGGAAUCAGUUUAAAAUUCUGGCAACGUUUCUGUUUAAAGCCAAUUUAAUAUCAAGCAUCGUUUAACGUUCAAACUACUUCCAGUUCCGCAAAACUGCAAUAUCAUUUUGACCCAUAUUUCCGAAAGGAUAAAAUUUUCUGCUCGUUUAAAAUUCAAAACAGAAGAUGAGACUUUACGGUUUCGUUUUUCUAAUAGUGAGUAUCGAAGCGAAACAUAGAACAAAAUACUGUGAUGUUGUUUCUACGGAUCCGACCAAACAUUGCUACGUAAAGGAAAUUUUGACUUCCAUCGCUCAUAGUCCGAACCAGUUGUCUGUGGACAGGACUACCAACACUUUGUACUUCAGCUUCGAUUUCGGACAAGGGGAGUACGUGCCUGCAAUAUUAAACAUCGAAAGCAAAAAUAUCAGCGUGUUGAAAGGAGUCAAAGAUGCUUUUGCCAUCGCCAACGAUCCGACUACAGGAGAGAUGUACUUUGGAGGCAGUCAUGGCAUCUACAAGUACAAUGCCCCGAACAGAAGCCUGCAGAGACUCAACAUCAACAAUCUGGACAUUUGGUGGUUAUUCGUCAAGAAAAGGAUAUACUUCAUCAAGUUUCCUAGCCUCAGUGCAUUUUAUUAUGAAAACAAGACAAUAAGGUCUGUUCCUGAGCUUAAAAAGGAUAUUGUCCAUCAGUUUGUUAUGGACAAGGAAGAUAACAUUUUCUUUAUAAAUGGUACUGGUCUGUUCGGUAUAAAGCAUGAUGACAACAAGCCGGUAUUGUUGCGAGAUCAUCCAAGGUUUCUGGGUAUUGCUACAGAUAUGAAUGGAUAUGUUCACGUUUGCAGUGAAGAUGGCAUUUUCAUUGUUACCAAAGUGAUUCAAAAGGUAAAGAAAGUUAUCAACGUGCAAGGAGUGCUAGGCAUCACUUUUGACAGUGCUAAUAAUAUAAUUUACUCUGAUUCUCAUGAGAUUAUAAGACUAGUUCCGAUGGCGAGGGAUAAUUAUUAUAUUCAACAUGAUCAUCGUUACGACAAAGAUUAGAAGUUUGUAGACUAAAUCUAUGAAUACAACGUUUAUUGUACUGAGAUAGUUCGCUGCAUCUCACAUUGCUGUUUUUGACGGGUUGACUGACAGGCGUAGUGGCUAAACGUUUGGCUUUUUCACUACCUGUUCGUGGUUUUGA